CAAUGGGAUGCAUUUCAUCGCUUUUGUCGUCCUCACACUGUAAUUGGCACUGUUAUAGGAAUCUCAUCGGUCUCUCUUCUUCCAUUAGAAAAUGUUACUGACCUGUCCUCUGCAUUUUUCAUAGGACUAUUGAAGGCAUUGGCGCCAUCGAUCCUAAUGAACAUCUAUGUGGUGGGAUUGAAUCAAUUGUUUGACGUCGAAAUCGACAAGGUUAACAAACCUGAGCUCCCUCUUGCUUCUGGUGAAUUCUCUAUGGGAACUGGGAUCACAAUUGUUUCCACAGUUUUGUUGAUGAGUUUUGCCAUGGGAGUUAUGUUUAAUUCUCCACCGUUGUUUUGUGCCCUUCUCAUCAGUUUUCUGCUUGGAAGUGUUUAUUCCAUUGAACUUCCUUUGCUGCGGUGGAAGAGACAUGCAUUUCUGGCUGCUACUUGCAUCCUAAUUGUGAGGGCCAUCGUUGUCCAGCUUGCCUUCUAUGUACACAUCCAGAAAUUUGUACUUGGUAGACCUGUUAAGAUGACAAGAUCCUUGGCAUUUGCGGUGGUUUUCAUGUGCAUCUUCUCCUCUGUUAUUGCGUUAUUCAAGGAUAUACCUGAUGUGGAUGGUGAUAGAUAUUAUGGCAUUCAAUCCUUCAGUGUCAGCCUUGGACAAGAAAAGGUAUAUUGGUUUUGUGUAAAUAUGCUGUUAAUUGCAUACGGGGCUGCCCUGGUGGUAGGAGCUUCUUCUCCCUUCCUACCUAGCAAGCUUUUUACUAUACUAGGCCACACUGCACUCGCUUCCCUUCUUUGGCUCCGAGCUCGAUCUGUUGAUAUAGCCGAUAAAGCCUCUCUAACUUCUUUUUACAUGUUCAUCUGGAAGCUCUUCUAUGCCGAGUACUUGCUCAUUCCUUUUGUACGCUGA
Messenger RNA from Prunus persica (peach), 897 nucleotides. RefSeq names its product homogentisate geranylgeranyltransferase, chloroplastic. The record is from RefSeq and is a predicted model, not a curated record. Lineage: Eukaryota; Viridiplantae; Streptophyta; Magnoliopsida; Rosales; Rosaceae. The annotation marks the transcript as partial. Gene Ontology annotation, cellular component: membrane. Gene Ontology annotation, molecular function: prenyltransferase activity. The transcript has 11 exons.